UUGGUUUUUCAAAUGUUGGUUUUUACUCGCGUUCUGUGAGGUUCAGCGAGGAAGGUCACUGAAGAAGAAGGGAAAUCUACUCCUCAGAAGGCCAUCGCGUGCUCAUGGGACUUGUGAUGAAGAGCUGCUGAUCAGGUAAGCUGUCGUGAUAUGGCGAAGCCGAAGAGCCAAAAAAGAAAGAGAGCCAAGGAAGAUGAUUAUUGCAGUGCCGUUGCAGCCGAUGCCAUGGAACGAGCCAAAGAGGUUCAGUCGUCCUUGUCGCUGCAAUUCCCAAGCUUUGUCAAGCGCAUGCUCCCGUCGCACGUGACUCGUGUAUUUUGGAUGGGCCUUCCGAAGCAAUUCUGUGACUCGCAUUUGCCGAAGGAAGAUGUGACGAUCAAGUUGGAAGAUGAGAGCGGGGAAGUAUACGAAACAAAGUACCUUUUUGCUAAAACUGGCCUGAGUGGCGGGUGGAGAGGGUUUUCGAUUGCUCACAGCAUAAUGGAGGGUGAUGCAGUAGUGUUUCAACUAGUCAUGCCAACCCAGUUCAAGGUGUACAUUGUGAGAUCGAGUAAUUUCAGCGAGGUGGACGGGGCUCUGGGCCUGAUAAAUUUGGGUCCUUGCUCAAGAAGAGUCAAUCCUGAACACACCAAGAGCAGCGAAGAAGAAGACGAUGACACUUAUUGGGUGCCUCUUGCAAAGGAACUUACUCCAGAGAACAUUCAUGAAGACGGUUUCAAGAUCUGGAACACUGAUUGCAAAUCUGUUGCAGAUCAUCCCAAGACCGACUCCAAUGACCGCGUUUCAAAUGGUCUUCACGGAAUUCAGUUCUCUGAAUCUGUCAUUGAUUUCAAAGACGUGACAAGUAUUGAAAAUUUCUCUAUAAUCACCAAGGGUUUGGUUAUUGACUCCGAACUCUCCGAGCACCUUAGAGCCAAGUACUACGAGCUGUGUAGGUGUCAAAAGACAUUUCUCCACACUUGCCUCCUCGAAGGCCUGAACUAUAAGCUGGCAGCAGGAAUAAUCUCUGAAACGGUGAACAUUGCGGAUGCUAUCAGGGCUUCGAGGAUCACAACUUCUAUAGAGGACUUCGACGUGUGGGCCACGACUCUGAAGGCAUUCGAGGACCUGGGCAUGGAUGUGGGGUUCUUACGAGCCCGGCUCGGCCGGCUUAUCAGUCUGGCAUUGACAUCGAGGAAAUGCGAGGAAGUGAAGGGUGAACGGGCUUGUGCUGCGGAGAAGAGGAGUAGGCUUGAAGCUGAGCUUACGGAAACGAAGGGUGCGAUCAGUAGGCUACAUGCUGAAAUCGAGACCACAGGCAAUGACAGUUACGGGCUUGAAAUGGCAUUUCAACAAGUUGCUAGUGCCCCCUGGUAGUUGGAAGGACAUGGCCAUCCAUCACGACAGCCAUGUGAGGCGCGCUAAUGAGAGGCUGCGGCGAAACAGUCACAGGAUGCACGACCUGUCCAUCCCUGACCUGCAACUUUUUGGUAAGUACUAUUGUCUUCUUCUUCUUUUUCUUUGGGCGUGAAGAAGAUCUCCUGAUCCUGAAGCUAUUAGACGCCGGAUGACCGGAAAGAAUUUUUGUGUUGCCCGCAAUGCGACUCCAGUCAUAUGACAGGGAGUAUAUGUGCAAUGUAAUGUAAUGUCUAUAAUUAACCUGUAAUUGUU
Syzygium oleosum is the source of this 1650-nucleotide messenger RNA. RefSeq names its product B3 domain-containing protein Os01g0234100-like. NCBI's taxonomy places the organism in Eukaryota, Viridiplantae, Streptophyta, Magnoliopsida, Myrtales, Myrtaceae. Bases 151 to 1356 code for a protein of 401 amino acids. The transcript has 6 exons. The record is from RefSeq and is a predicted model, not a curated record. Gene Ontology annotation, molecular function: DNA binding.